Zingiber officinale is the source of this 3322-nucleotide messenger RNA. Its product is annotated as zinc finger CCCH domain-containing protein 46-like. The coding region runs from base 295 to 1464 and encodes 389 amino acids. The record is from RefSeq and is a predicted model, not a curated record. Gene Ontology annotation, molecular function: metal ion binding. The transcript has 10 exons. Lineage: Eukaryota; Viridiplantae; Streptophyta; Magnoliopsida; Zingiberales; Zingiberaceae.
UCAUUUGUCUUUCUAACUGAGACUGGGUCAAAAUUAAUGCUGAGAUUGCGUGCGGCGGUCGAUGCAACAGAAAAGGGCCGCGACGCUGGGGCUUCAAGAACCCUAGCGCCAAACUUGCGUUCGAGUUCGCGAGGUUUGAAUUUUUAUCCAGUUGAGGGCGAAAUCACUGGCACCUACCCUUUAUUCAAGACAGUGAUCCAUAGGUGGAAGUGAAGUAUCUCCCAAUCUUUUAUGCCAAUUGUUCUUCUCUGCUCCACGGGCAAACUAGAACCGUGAUUCAAGAUUCGCCGCGGGAUGAAUCGGAAGAAAGAGCUCUGUAGGAAUUUUCAGCGCGGAAGUUGCCAAUAUGGAUCUCGCUGCAAAUUUCUUCAUACCACUCAACAAGAGACAAAACCUAAUCCCUAUGGUUUUGGAAACCAGAGUACCAUACAUUUUCCAAACACUACUCAGCAACAAAAGCCAAAUCCUUAUGGUUUUGGAGUGCAAAACAAGCCCCAAUUACAGAACAACACCCCUCAGAAAGGUUCCUCCAAUUUUGUAGCUAAAUACCAAACUCCUGCCAAGCCAUUUGAAAACAAGUGGACAAGAUCAUCCUCGUCUGGAGCUGCAAAUGUAACUGCUACACAAGCUCAAGCUCAGUCCCAAGUAUCAGAUCACAAGUGCACAGAUCCUGAAUCCUGCAAAAAACAAAUAAUCGAAGAUUUUAAGAAUGAAGCACCUCUUUGGAAGCUUACUUGUUAUGGCCAUCGCAAGUAUGGUCCUUGUGACAUUGUUGGUGAUAUUAGUUAUGAAGAACUUCGGUCAGCUGCAUAUGAUGAUGCAAGGCAAGGAUCAAGUGUUCAGUCAAUUGUUGAGAGAGAGAGGAAGUUAUACCUUUCCAAGUUGAAUGAAUUUGAUAAUUUAUUGAAAAAACCAUAUGGUUCACAAAGCCCUAGUUUUCAUCAAAUGAAUUCCACUCCCAUUUCAAGCUCACCUCAGAUGAGUCAGUCUCCUAUGUUGAUGAACAAUGCAUCAUCCGUAAAUGUUCAAGGAAAUAAUGUCCCCUCUUUUUCAAGUUUUAGUCAACUAAAGGCAACAACUAAUCUUGGCUAUGAGAACAGGUCUGAUCCACAAGGAUUCCCCAGCGGUAAUUUUGGUCAACCUAGCCCUUUCCAGAAAGUCAGCCAAAGUUCUUUUGGUUUUGGAAAAUUUGGAAAUUCAGGAUUGUUUGGUCAGCAGCCAAUACAACCAGCUGGAAACUUUCCAAAUCCAAGCGUUUCUUCAUUUAACUUUGCUGUAAGGUCUAUUGGGUCUCCGUCUCCCCAGAAUUUUGGUGGCACAAAUAGUCAACAACUCAACUCUGUUAGUAGGGCUGGUACCCCUUCAAGUGAUGAUGAGUUUGAGGUUGAUGAUAGUAUUUGGAGAAAGGAAGAAUGGAAGAUAGGAGAGAUUCCUGAAAGACCGCCUCCAGCUGGUGUAUGUUGACAAUAUUACUACUAUGGGGAAAACGAAGAUUUGCUUGUCCUCACUGGCUCAGCAGAUGCAUUCUCUAUUAAAUGCUGCUUUCUCCAAGAUGCUGGAGGAUGUUCACUUUCCAACUUAAUGCGAUGAAUAUCAGGCAUCAGAAAUGUAAUCUUUGGAACCCUUUGAUUCAUCAAAUUCUUUGAGGCCAUGCACGUUUCAAGCUGAAGCUCUUCCCAUAAAAAACUAAGCUGCUCAUGAAGAAUCUCUGCGAGUGGAUUGGAGGGAGGGUAUAAUGAAUUUGAUUCUGAUGCACAAGGUUUUGAAUCCAUUUCCAGAUUUUCUGCCCGCUAUUCUGAUGCACAAGGUUCUGAAGAAUGUCUAUUUGUAAGUUUUCUGUCUCUGUUUUGAUUUUCUCAAUUUAUUAUUGUAAUUAUAUAUAUUUGACGCAAAAUUAAAUAUCUUUUGCUAAAAAAGAAGUUAUUAUUAGGACCAUCAAUGUAUCCUUCAUUUCUGUUGCGACUACGUCUGUCGAUGUGAUCAGGAUUUGUUAGGAGAGUAAACGAAUGAAAAUACUUAGUGACGUUUUGGAUAAAAUGUUUAGCUAAUUAAUUCAAUAAAAAAGAUAUUUUUUUUCAUAGGGUGAUGGACAGUUUGUAGCAGUUUGAAGAAUUUCUUGUGUUUUUUUUCUCUUUCUUGCGAUAUGGUUCUAUGACCCCUUUCAUGUUGUGAUAUAAAGGAUGAUUCUACUUGACAAAGAUCAUCCGACCUUCAAACAAUAUUUUUCAGUGCAUGUAUAACUUUCAAAUCUUUUUGUUUCAACUAACUACAAUUUUAAAGACCACAUAUUUCAGUAUCUAUAUCAACAAAACAUAUGUUUUUGUUCUAACACAACCUUUGUAUCACGGUUUUAAAUGCUCAUAUAGUAUUAUGAAGUUAAAGGUCAUCAACUAUAUUUCGGAAGAACAACUCUACAAUUCCAAGCAUUCAUGGUUUGCAUCCUAGUUAUGAUUUACGCACUGUUGGACAUUUUACUAAACAUUUUCCUCUAGUAGAAUAAAAAUAUGUAAUGUUGGCACUUGGGUGAGGAUUUGUUUGCGCUUUCAUAUUUACUUAGGUAUACGGAGUUGUUGGAAUACUCCCAUAGAAUUGAACCGAUAUCUUUCAGAUUAAUUGGUUCAUAAAAUUGGAUACUUGAUUAUCGAAGAAAAAAAAAACCAACUCUACAAAGGAACACGUCUUAAAGCUACACCAUGCACUCACUUUAAAGUAGUAUUUUUUUUAUAAUUUGUUUAAUUCAUGACUUCUAGUUCUCCUUUCCAAGUUGCUUCUCAGUUCACAUUCAUAUGCUGGAAUUUCAAAGGUCAUGUGUUUUAAUUUGUCACUAACUUUGUGUACUAUGGAUGCUUUAUAAAAAUACAUUAAAAAUAAAUACUAUUUUAAAAUCGAGAAUCAACUGACAUUUAUACAAAUUUUCAUAUCUAUUAUUAAGUUUGAAACUUUUUAGACUAUGGUAAGUUCAUAUUUUAAUUUAAAAUCCAUUGUUCAUCUAUUUUCUAUAGAGCUGUUGUUAACUUGAUAGGAAUUGCAUGAGCACUGAUUUAGCCAUGUAGAUGACCAUAGUCGUGACUCGAUUGAAGUCAACACCAACUAGAAGGAUGAGAAGAAGAGGAAACUUUGAUGGUUGAAUCGGCUCUCCCAUGACAUUGAUGCAGAUUGAAUAUUUGAUUAGUAAAAUGUGACCAAUAGAUUUGGUUUGAUUUUGAAAGCAUUCUUAAAACCACUUGGCUUAAAGAUGUAAACUAAUGUUUACUUGCAGUAAACAUGUGAUGGUUCAUGAUGGCAAUCCUUCCCUUCUUGGAUCCCAAUCCAAAAGACUGUU